Messenger RNA from Umbelopsis ramanniana AG, 3046 nucleotides. RefSeq lists its product as uncharacterized. Bases 59 to 2878 code for a protein of 939 amino acids. Gene Ontology annotation, biological process: COPII-coated vesicle cargo loading; intracellular protein transport; endoplasmic reticulum to Golgi vesicle-mediated transport. Gene Ontology annotation, molecular function: SNARE binding; zinc ion binding. The record is from RefSeq and is a predicted model, not a curated record. NCBI's taxonomy places the organism in Eukaryota, Fungi, Mucoromycota, Umbelopsidomycetes, Umbelopsidales, Umbelopsidaceae. Gene Ontology annotation, cellular component: endoplasmic reticulum exit site; COPII vesicle coat. The transcript is spliced from 8 exons.
UGCUUGCCCGUCGAAGUAGUUUGUUCUCUUUCGUUCGGCUUUGAUCCAACUGCAACCAAUGAACUAUCCUCCACAACCUCCCUAUGCUCGGCAGUAUGGCACUUCGACACCGCCCAUUCCAUCUCAACAACAACCACCAUUGAACGCUCCCAUGCCUCGUUCUGCAUCCGCUGCUCCUCAUCUUGGACCAUCUGCACCUCAGUCUGGACUGAAAUUACCACCACCCGGCAUGCCAUAUAGACAACCUUCUCCAGGCCCUCCUGGCCGACAACCAUCCCCGAGUUUGAUGCCGCGAUCGUCUUCUCCUGCCAUGCAGAGAGGACGAAGGCACUAUCCUAAUGCCCAAAUGCAACCUCAACAGGGACCUGUUGCGUCGCCACCGCCUCAGUUCUUUUCUCCCGUGGCAUCAGCUCCCCAGUCCAAUGGAUUUACAAGUGCUUCACCGCCUGUCCAGUCACCGACACCAACGAUACCUUAUAAUCCCAAUGCCCAUCAGCCUUAUAACGCCGCUAUGCAAGGCAUGGCCAACUUAUCGAUGAAUGGUGCUGUUCAUGUUCCUCUUAUCGGUCAGCCUCCUCAAAUCCAUGACUUGUUUGCCCAGCCUCCUUCCAUCGUCUUACCUCCAAACUCGGCUGUCACCGCGGCCGCAACAGUUCAAUGCUCUCCGCGCUUAAAGAAGUGUACAUUGAAUCAUAUUCCAAACACAGAUGGAUUGCUUCGAAAGUCAAAGUUUCCUUUGGCUGUUGUUCUCAACGAAUAUCCAAGCGAUGGCUCGGGUGAUAUCGACAUCCCACUGGUCGUUGAUACCAACAUUACUCGAUGCAAGCGCUGCAAUGCUUAUAUUAAUCCAUUUGUUACAUUUUUAAGCAGUGGUCAGUGGCGAUGCAAUAUGUGUGGUGUUGACAAUGAUGUGCCGCAAUACUUUGAUUACGAUUACAACACGCAGCAGCAAGUUGAUAGAUGGUCUCGCCCAGAAUUGAAUUAUGGAUGUGUCGAGUACCUUGCGCCUACCGAAUACAUGGUCAGAGCGCCUCAGCCUCCUGUGUUUUUGUUUGUGAUUGAUGUAUCCGCCACCGCUGUCCAAUCUGGAGCUGUACUUGCCAGCAUAGAAGGCAUUAUUGCUUCGAUGGAUAGCCUUCCCAAUGAGACGGAGCGUACCAAGAUUGGUUUUAUCACCGUCGAUCAAGCCGUUCAUUUCUAUACCUUGAUUGAUAGCGAACCUACCAUGCUCACUGUCUCCGAUUUUGAGGACAUGUAUUUGCCCCGCCCCGCAGGUGAUUUGCUUGUCAAUCUCCUAGAAGCCCGAAUCGUCGUGGAUGAUCUUUUGGAACGCAUGAAAACCAUGUAUGCCACGAAUGCCAGUCCCACUUGUGCGCUUGGUCCAGCUCUUCAGGCUGCAUUUAAGCUUGUGUCUCCUACUGGUGGAAAAAUCGUGUGCAUGCAGUCUACUUUGCCUACCAAAGGAGAAGGUUCAUUGACUAUGCGUGAGGACCCAAAGUUGUAUGGCACCAAUAAGGAAUCCAGCUUGUUGCAGCCAGGUAAUGCUUUUUACAAGACGUUGGCAAAGGAUUGUACGAAAUCGCAUGUCUGUGUCGACAUGUUCCUAUUUGGACAACAGUAUAACGACGUAGCCACCAUGAACGUUGUUCCCCAUUACACUGGCGGUAAAACACACUACUACCCCAUGUUCAACGGUAACAAUGCUGUGAUGGCCAAGAAGGUCAAGGAAGAGAUUGUUACGUUGUUGAGCGAAAAGAUCGGUAUGGAGGCUGUCAUGCGUACUCGUACCUCGCCCGGCCUCAUAUGUAGAGAAUUCCACGGCCAUUUCACUGUUCGUCAACCUGAUAUCAUGGCUCUUCCCAAUGUGCCUAGAGAUCAGUCCUAUGUGGUGGAAAUUGGCAUUGAAGAAGAAAUCAAGUCACCCAUUGUCUGUAUCCAAACUGCUUUGCUGUUUACUACCUGCGAUGGCGAGCGUCGCGUGCGUGUCAUGACCAUUGCCUUGCCUGUCACCAACAGCAUAUCGCAAGUUUUUACUUCGGCUGAUCAAGUCGCUCUCACACAUGUCAUAGCCCAACAAGCCCUGAAUAAGGCUACUACGACCAAGAUCAGCAAUGGUGUCGAUCAUAUUGCCGACUCUAUUAUCAAUAUUAGCAAAGCGUACGCAAAGGAAAUCAUGGUGGCUACAGCAAACAGUGCCAAUUCGCUCUCCAUUUGUGAGAAUCUCAAGUUAUUGCCACUCUUAUGUCUGGGCUUGAUUAAAAAUGAUGCCUUCCGCCAAAACUCCAACGUGCCGUCGGACAGACGCGCCAUUAGCAUCAUUCGACUUCGAACCCUGCCCACUGACCGAUUUAUACCAUAUCUUUACCCGCAGUUCUAUUCAUUGCACAAUAUGCCCCAAGAGGUUGGAGGCACGGAUGAGAAUAAUCAGUUCAUUAUGCCACCUGCAUUAAAUCUUACAAGUGAGAAAUUAGAACGAUAUGGCGCGUAUUUGCUGGAAAAUGGCCAGGACAUGUUCCUCUGGCUAGGCAAAGAUGUUGUUCCUCAGCUAUGCAUGGAUCUUUUGGGAGCACCCAAUAUUGAAGCGGUCAAGACGGGCAUGAUCACGGAUUUGCCCGUUCUUCCCAAUCCCUUCUCGACUCGAGUCUCCAAGUUGAUAGCCCAUAUUCGCUCCUCCCGUCGUGGUGCUGAGUACCUUGCUCUUCAUGUUGUUAAGGAAGAAGGCGACCAAGGUUUGCGGGGACAAUUCCUCUCCCUCCUUAUGGAGGACCGCUUGUUAACUGCCCCCAACAUCGCGGGUAUGCACCAAGAAAAUGCUAAUGCUGGCAUGAGCUAUUACCAAUGGUUAGGAUUCAUACGAGCCAAGUGUCAGAAAUCAUAAGCAUCGGCAUUGUUCUUUUAAAAAGUUAAAGCAUGGUCCAUAGCAUUAAAGCAAAGCCAGCACUCGUUUAGUCAAAUAGACAUUUUGCAAGCAACUCUGUUAUUUCAUACAUAUACAUUCCUUUCAAUAAUGUCAGGAUUUUUUUUUCUUCCUUUUGUCUUGCUGUUG